CCUGUGACUACCCCUAAGGCGCUCGGCAACGAUAAAUAGGGCUCCUCCCCACACAGUUUUCUCCGUUCCAACCUGAUUCUCUCCGAUCCAAUCAAAUCUUUUCGAAGCGACCCAAAAGGCUUUAGAUUUCGCCUCUCAAGAUGCAGAUCUUUGUGAAGACGCUCACCGGGAAGACGAUCACCCUCGAAGUCGAGAGCUCGGACACCAUCGACAACGUGAAGGCCAAGAUUCAGGACAAGGAAGGCAUUCCACCGGACCAGCAAAGGCUCAUCUUUGCGGGCAAGCAGCUCGAGGACGGCCGUACUCUUGCAGACUACAACAUCCAGAAGGAGUCCACUCUUCACCUCGUCCUCCGCCUCCGAGGUGGGAUGCAAAUCUUCGUGAAGACGCUGACGGGGAAGACCAUCACCCUCGAGGUCGAGAGCUCGGACACCAUCGACAACGUCAAAGCCAAGAUUCAGGACAAGGAGGGCAUCCCGCCGGACCAGCAAAGGCUUAUCUUUGCCGGCAAGCAGCUCGAGGACGGCCGCACUCUUGCUGACUAUAACAUCCAGAAGGAGUCCACCCUCCACCUCGUCCUUCGCCUCCGAGGUGGGAUGCAAAUCUUCGUCAAGACUCUUACCGGGAAGACGAUCACCCUCGAGGUCGAGAGCUCGGACACCAUCGACAACGUGAAGGCCAAGAUUCAGGACAAGGAAGGCAUUCCACCGGACCAGCAAAGGCUCAUCUUUGCGGGCAAGCAGCUCGAGGACGGCCGUACUCUUGCAGACUACAACAUCCAGAAGGAGUCCACUCUUCACCUCGUCCUCCGCCUCCGAGGUGGGAUGCAGAUCUUCGUGAAGACGCUGACGGGGAAGACCAUCACCCUUGAAGUCGAGAGCUCGGACACCAUCGACAACGUCAAAGCCAAGAUUCAGGACAAGGAGGGCAUCCCGCCAGACCAGCAAAGGCUUAUCUUUGCCGGCAAGCAGCUCGAGGACGGCCGCACCCUUGCUGACUAUAACAUCCAGAAGGAGUCCACCCUCCACCUCGUCCUUCGCCUCCGAGGUGGGAUGCAAAUCUUUGUCAAGACUCUUACCGGGAAGACGAUCACCCUCGAGGUCGAGAGCUCGGACACCAUCGACAACGUGAAGGCCAAGAUUCAGGACAAGGAAGGCAUUCCUCCGGACCAGCAACGGCUCAUCUUUGCCGGCAAGCAGCUCGAGGACGGCCGCACCCUUGCUGACUAUAACAUCCAAAAGGAGUCCACCCUCCACCUCGUCCUUCGCCUCCGUGGUGGGAUGCAGAUCUUCGUCAAGACUCUUACCGGGAAGACGAUCACCCUCGAGGUCGAGAGCUCGGACACCAUCGACAACGUGAAGUCCAAGAUUCAGGACAAGGAGGGCAUCCCGCCGGACCAGCAAAGGCUCAUUUUUGCCGGCAAGCAGCUCGAGGACGGACGCACUCUGGCCGACUACAACAUCCAGAAGGAGUCCACCCUCCACCUCGUCCUCCGCCUCCGUGGCGGUUGCUGAACUCUGCCAGUCUCUCAGCGGCGGUGUUUGAUUCGGAGGUGUCGUUACAAGUCCAGUUUAUGAGUCGAAGCUUGUCUAGUCCUGUCUCCGUUCGUGCGAUCUGCUGCCGCUAUCGUCGUGUUAUCUGCUGUGCUUUCCUCUUCCCAUGCGAAUGCUAUGUCCCAUCUGAUAAUAAGUGAACAAUAUUCUGCCUUUCUUCA
This is a messenger RNA of Musa acuminata AAA Group (dessert banana), 1714 nucleotides long. Its product is annotated as polyubiquitin. Gene Ontology annotation, molecular function: protein tag activity; ubiquitin protein ligase binding. Gene Ontology annotation, cellular component: cytoplasm; nucleus. The transcript has 2 exons. The record is from RefSeq and is a predicted model, not a curated record. Gene Ontology annotation, biological process: modification-dependent protein catabolic process; protein ubiquitination. The coding region runs from base 141 to 1514 and encodes 457 amino acids. NCBI's taxonomy places the organism in Eukaryota, Viridiplantae, Streptophyta, Magnoliopsida, Zingiberales, Musaceae.